Messenger RNA from Fusarium oxysporum Fo47, 1176 nucleotides. Its product is annotated as glycoside hydrolase superfamily. Bases 1 to 1176 code for a protein of 391 amino acids. Gene Ontology annotation, molecular function: glucan exo-1,3-beta-glucosidase activity. Gene Ontology annotation, cellular component: extracellular region; cell surface. Gene Ontology annotation, biological process: glucan catabolic process. The transcript has a single exon. NCBI's taxonomy places the organism in Eukaryota, Fungi, Ascomycota, Sordariomycetes, Hypocreales, Nectriaceae. The record is from RefSeq and is a predicted model, not a curated record.
AUGAAGACUUCCUUGGCAUUUGCUUCUUUUAUAGCCUUCUCCUGUAGCUUGGCUAACGCCGCUCCGCCUUCCAACUACCUCAAUUGGAAGACUUUUAAAGCUAAUGGAGUUAACGUUGGUGGCUGGCUACAUCAGGAAGCCGUAAUUGAUCCCACGUGGUGGAACCAGUAUGCGCCUGGUACACCUGAUGAGUGGGAUUUUUGUGCAAAGCUCAAGUCGAAAUGCGGUCCCAUCUUAGAGCAGCGAUACGGCUCUUACAUCACGACCAAAGAUAUCGAUACUAUGGCUGCAGCCGGGAUCAAUGUUAUCCGAGUGCCUACUGGGUAUAAUGCUUGGGUUACUGUUCCAGGAUCCCAGCUUUAUAGUGGCAACCAAGCUCGCUUUCUCAGAACCAUCUCUGAUUACGCAAUUAAGAAGCACGGUAUCCACGUUAUCCUCGACAUUCACUCGCUCCCUGGUGGUCUGAACGGCAUGGGGUUGGGCGAAAAGGAGGGAAAUUAUGGCUGGUUCCAGAACCAGACCGCUCUAGACUAUUCUUACCAGGCGGUCGACGCUGCCAUCAAGUUCAUCCAGGGAUCUGAUGUUCCCCAAGGUUUUACCCUGGCCCCAAUCAACGAACCGGUUGACAAUCGAGAUUUUACAAAGUUUGGAACGCCAGAAGCAUUAACUGAAGAAGGGGCUGCUUGGGUUCUUGAGUACUUCCAAGGCGUUAUUUCGCGCGUUGAGAAGGCCAACCCUAAGAUACCUAUCAUGCUUCAGGGUGGCUUUCGACCUGUCGACUUCUGGGCCAAGUACUUUGCUGUGAGCACUAAUCUCGUCUUUGAUGUCCAUAACUACUACUUCGCUGGCCGCCCGACUACUUCGCAAAAUCUUCCCGAAUUUAUCUGCACUGAUGCCAAAAACACCGUUAGUUCUACUUCACCAAAAUUCCCCGUCUUUGUUGGGGAGUGGUCCAUCCAAGCUGCCACCAACAACACGUUUGCCAGUCGGGCGCGUAACCUCAACACUGGCCUCAAGGCUUGGGCUACCUAUACUCAAGGGAGCGCUUACUGGACUUGGAAAUUCUUUGGUAAUGAGCCGGUCGAUGGCGAGGGUACUCAAGGUGAUUACUGGAAUUACUCUGACUUUGUGAAAAUGGGUAUUAUUGACCCAUCGUCGGGGGUAACUUGUAAAUAA